Physcomitrium patens is the source of this 1892-nucleotide messenger RNA. Its product is annotated as FLUCTUATING-LIGHT-ACCLIMATION protein 1, chloroplastic. The record is from RefSeq and is a predicted model, not a curated record. Gene Ontology annotation, cellular component: chloroplast. Lineage: Eukaryota; Viridiplantae; Streptophyta; Bryopsida; Funariales; Funariaceae.
CGUCUUGUUCACGGCUGCUUCCCUAAUCGACGCUUCUCUGAAAUUGUGAACUUUAUUUCUCACACCUUUUCAAUUGGCCAACCACUGCUUGCCUCCUUGCGAUGAUUUUGGUCGUAUAUCACAUUGCGGUGACCACCGCUGUUCCUACAAGACUCUUCUAGUAGUUUCCUCCCGUUUACGUCAUUGCCUCCUCCUAUUGUAUGUAUUGCCGGUCUGAAAGGACACUACUCACUUCUUCCGCAGACCUCUUCACUCCAAACUCGGUUUUUUAAUUUCCGCUGACAUAUUGCGAACAACCUUGACUCUAAUUGGGUCGGAGAGAAUGGCAUUUGCAACUUAUGCGUGCUUGCGGCCGACAAAUUUCCCACUUUCUACUGCUGAUUCUCCACACACCGUGCCGAGGUACUCUCGAAAUUCUCUAGCUUUCAGAUUAUCUAGCCACUUUCUUGGCACGGAAUUGUCAUUCCGCACACGCACGCUUCCUGUCACGAAUGAGAGGAGGGUCUUUAGUUGUGUUAAUUCGGGCAACGUAGCUGGCGAAGACAUUGAUGUUCUCUCAACACCCAAGGCACGGGAGGACAAAUUGUGGUCACGACUGCUGAAGCGAGGAUCAGAAAUAGUGUCCGAAAAUGUGAACCGCUUCUCCAAGCCGGCUAUGGCGAUAGUUCUUAGUUUGUUGCUUCUGCAAAGUAAUCCGGAGUUGGCACUCGCUGCUGGUGGAGGACGAGUCGGCGGACGGGUUGGCGGGGGAAGCUCAUUCUCUAGCAAGUCGUUCUCUGCCCCAAGCCGAUCAUACUCGGCACCGUCAGGCGGGUAUUCUAGGCCCGAAAGGUCGUACGUUGCACCAAGCCCAGGAUUCUCUUAUGCCGUUCCUUACGCUGCUCCUUCGCCGUUCUUUGGGCGUAGCUAUUACUCCGCGCCCACUUACGGGAUUGGGUUUGGAGGGGGUGGCCUCUUCUUCUUUGUCCUUCUUGGGUUCAUCGUUUUACAAUCCAUCUAUGGAUUUGUAUCAGAGGGAUCCAAAUCUGGUGGUUCUACUCUAUUUACUGGGUCUCAGAAGACCAGCGUGGUGAAGCUGCAGGUGGGUUUAUUGGGCAUGGCGCGCACACUUCAGAAGGAUUUGGACAGAAUCGCAAAUCAGGCCGAUACAACAACAGCAGAGGGUCUUCAUUCCGUUCUUACUGAGACAUGUCUGGCUUUGAUGAGACAUCCUGAGUAUUGCACCUCAGCCUUCGCAUCGACUGAUGUCAAUCGCUCGGCGGCCGGGGCUGAGGAGCGGUUCAACAACCUUUCUCUAGAAGAGAGAGCUAAAUUUGAUGCAGAGACUCUUAUCAAUGUGAACAACUUGAGGAAAAAAAUCAUGGCAGCACCCAAGUCCGAAAGAUUAAACAAUGAGUAUAUUGUGGUGACGAUUUUAGUAGCAGCCGAUGGGGAGUUUAAGCUUCCAGCAAUCAACAGCAAUGCUGACCUUAAAGCUGCUCUUAGGAAAUUAGGCUCAAUACCAACUGAUGCUAUUCAGUCUGUAGAAGUGCUGUGGACUCCACAAGACGAAGAUGACACAUUAAAUGAACGAGAACUUCUUCGUGACUACCCUCUUCUACUAUCACUGUAGUUUGUAGAGGUGCUUGUAGUGGCUAGUUAAAGGAGCGAUAUUUGGAGUAGUUUGCGCACAGGAUGAUUGUAGUCCUAAUAUGGCUGGAAAUUGCUAAAACGAGGUUCAACUAUCUCACGGAAUCGGCGACACGAACUAAAAGGAUUGAACCCUUGAGCUCACAGACGAGCAGCUUGGGAUUUUGUUCCAGGCGUGCUCCGGCAACGAAAUGUUGUCCCUGGAAGUAUGUACUAUUACUUUAUUUACUAUUUUAUCACACACGAAUUGAAAUUGUACCUCA